This is a messenger RNA of Nezara viridula (southern green stink bug), 648 nucleotides long. The record is from the annotation of a GenBank genome assembly. Lineage: Eukaryota; Metazoa; Arthropoda; Insecta; Hemiptera; Pentatomidae.
UUUGUAUUUUAAUCAGCGAUUAAAACCGCCCCCUCCACUCAUUAGUAAAUAAAAACCACCAACAAACAGCCUGUCUAUUUUAAGUGCCGGUAAUGUAUUGAAAUAUUUACAAACAUCCCAGCUGUUUGAAAUUUUUCACUAGAUUUAUAAAAUCCGGUUUUAAAUUAGUAUUUGAUGAAGGGAGCUAAUUAUGCGGACAAUAUCCCACACCCCAUGUUUCUUCCCAUUAACGGUGAGGGUUGGCUGGGAAGAGCGCGUGACGUGGAGUGCAGCCUUGGAUACAUAAUGCAUGGGAUUGUUAUUCGUUUAGCAGUGAAAGGCCCCGGAGGGCAUGAAAAUCCCUGGCGUUAUGAAAGUCAAAGCAGACACUGGAGAGGAUCCGGCCUAGUUCUAAUAAGUCAAGCUGACGUCAUAAAUAAAAGAUUAGAUCAUCAGGGGGGAGACCUUCCUUCCAAACGACCACGCGGGCUUUCUUUCAUCCCCAUCCUCAUGCAAAUCAUUUUCAUUUUGCACCUAUAAUGAACUGGGGGAAAGGGUGCUUUUUAGGCGAAGAUAGCUUUCUUUCAAGGUUCCACGAUGGAUGUUUAAAUAUUAUAAAAAGCUUUUAAGAAAUAUAAAAAUUAAUUUAGAUCCGGGGAAAAAUAAUUU